Molecule: messenger RNA, 1245 nt
Organism: Babjeviella inositovora NRRL Y-12698
Lineage: Eukaryota; Fungi; Ascomycota; Pichiomycetes; Serinales
Exons: 2
Coding region: 1-1245 (414 amino acids)
Biological process (GO): regulation of DNA-templated transcription
Source: RefSeq, a predicted model, not a curated record
AUGGCUUUCAAAACACUCCAGAGCGAUAUCGACCUCUGCUUUGCAAGCGUAGCCGCAGAACCAGCCGCGGUGCUGCGACUCUUGGACACGCAGCUUCCCGGCGAGAGCCCCGACUUGGACCUCGCCUUAAAGACAGGAAUCCAAAAUCUCGAGACAUACCGUGAUCACAUUAAAGGCUGGCACGUAGGCAGCGACGUCAAAGACCGCCUCACAGCUGAACCCCGGGCGAAUACCGACUCAGACAUCCUCAAGCUGUUGAAGAAGAGCCGCAAGACCCAGUCCAAAAUCCUCUCGCGGCGAGCACUCAGCUACGACCUCGCCGGAACAGAGCUGGAGCCUGAGGAGCCUGAGACAAGAUCCGCACCUGCCACACACCCCGUGCCCAUCACACACCCCGUGCCCGCAGCGAAACCACGCUUAGCACUGUUCCGCCCGGCACUGUCGCCGCUCAUGGGCAACUCACUUUUGAAACCGGCCGCCGCACCUGCAAAACCCGUGCUUAAGUGGGCCACCGCUGCCGCACCGCCCGCGGAGGUACUCCCGGAAGUUCUCGCACCGGAAGUUCUCGCAUCGCCCGUGGCCGUGCCGCAAGCCUUUGCCUCACCCGUUACCUCACCCGAAGUUCUCGACACACCCAUGGCCGUGCCAGCACCGGUUGCCCACACAUUCGUGCCGUACCAGCCGCCGGUGCGUGCGGCGCCAUAUGACGCACUGCGUCUCUCCGCGCCCGAACGCGCGUUGUGCGAAGACCCCGCAAUGGCCAGGGUUCCUCCGGGGAUCCAGACAUUCCUCGCGUCUUUCGUACACUCGUCCUCACUGCUGACCUCGCCACUGGAUCACUGGACGCAUAUCCCGUACCGCUCCGCAGAGCUCCCAGCAGAGCUCGCCUACGGGUUCCUCCCAAAAGCUGAUUUGAUUCCCCACCAGCACCGCUGGAACUAUGCACGCGGCCAGGCAACGAAUACACGCCUUACACAGUUCGCGACGGCACCACGCGCACUCGAGGAUCUCGUUGCGCUCUUCUAUGGCUACUAUUACGCUGUUGCGCCCGUAGAACGCCGUGUCGCGGCUGACUGUUUGGUCCAGGCAAACUGGACCUUGAACAACAACCACACGUGGUUCCAGCGAAUUGGCCAGGCCCAAACAAUGCCCGGCUUUGAGGUCGGGAAUUAUCGCAUGUUUGACGUGGCCAGUUGGAAUGUUGUCGAACGGCUCCACUUUAAACUCGAGUACCCAAAAGCGUAA